Chinchilla lanigera (long-tailed chinchilla) is the source of this 1341-nucleotide messenger RNA. RefSeq names its product peptidylprolyl isomerase (cyclophilin)-like 3 (gene Ppil3). Gene Ontology annotation, cellular component: catalytic step 2 spliceosome. The record is from RefSeq and is a predicted model, not a curated record. Bases 574 to 1059 code for a protein of 161 amino acids. Gene Ontology annotation, biological process: protein peptidyl-prolyl isomerization; protein folding. Gene Ontology annotation, molecular function: peptidyl-prolyl cis-trans isomerase activity. The transcript has 7 exons. Lineage: Eukaryota; Metazoa; Chordata; Mammalia; Rodentia; Chinchillidae.
CUUCGGGGCGCUUUUCCUGCGCCGCCGGUGUGGGCGCCGCGCUGCGCGCUCUGACGCCGCUCUGCGAGACGUUCCCGGGCACCUGGCCCGGCUGGGCCCCUUCCCGUCCCGCGCGCCCGUCAGGGGCUCAGCGACUCUCUGCUCCCAGCCGCCGCUGCUCUGGGCGUUCUGCGCUUCGCACGGCGUGUGUGCCCCGGGCAGGUUGGGCUUGGCGUUUCUGCUGUUAGCAGGGGCCCCGCGGGCGAGGACCGCAAGUGGGCCUCGGGCCGGAGGGUCUGGUGAGCGGGGGUCUCCGGCUGGCUUCUUGCUCGCCACUAGGUACUCACUACUCGCGGGGUGUCAUCGGGACUCCUUUUACAUAUUCAGUGAGGAGGACUGUCUGUGAAUGAAGAUGGAAGAAAACGCCGGGCGUGGUGGCGCACGCCUGUAAUCCCAGCACUCGGGAGGCUGAGGCAGGAGGGUCGUUGCGAGUUCGAGACCAGCCUGGGCCACAAAGAACAGAAACAUACUUUCAAGCUUUUCUCUGUAAGACCCUGAGAAACUAAGUAAUACUUUUGAAGCCAAAAAGAAAAAAUGUCUGUGACACUGCACACAGAUGUAGGUGAUAUUAAAAUAGAAGUCUUCUGUGAGCGGACGCCCAAGACAUGUGAGAACUUCUUGGCUCUCUGUGCCAGUAGUUACUACAGCGGCUGUGUGUUCCACAGAAACAUCAAGGGCUUCAUGGUACAGACGGGAGACCCAACAGGCACUGGGAGAGGCGGAAACAGCAUCUGGGGCCGGAAGUUUGAAGAUGAGUACAGCGAACACCUCAAGCACAGCGUCAGAGGCGUCGUCUCCAUGGCUAACAACGGCCCGAACACCAACGGCUCGCAGUUCUUCAUCACCUACGGCAAACAGCCCCACCUGGACAUGAAGUACACCGUGUUCGGAAAGGUGAUAGAUGGUUUGGAGACGCUGGAUGAACUGGAGAAGCUCCCAGUAAAUGAGAAGACAUACCGGCCUCUCAAUGAUGUGCACAUUAAGGACAUAACUAUUCAUGCCAACCCAUUUGCUCAGUAGACGCAGUCACGGGGCAGAUGUUCCACAGAGCAACCCAGCUGGUGUGGGGUCAGGUCUGCGUCCUCCUGUGUGUGCCACCAGGGACAUGGCUGCGGAAGCCCAGUGGCCUUUACUGUGGAAUCGUACAGCACGUCCUCUCCUAGAACCCCGUGGACGCUUUCACUUGGGGAGCAGGGGUGGGCGUCACUGUAGCUCAGGCUGGCUCCGGGGUGCUGGGCUUACGGGCAUAUGCCACCAUGUCCAGCUUUCUUGAAUAUUAAAGAUGUUUUUAAAAUUUUUGUU